Molecule: messenger RNA, 1736 nt
Organism: Phaethon lepturus (White-tailed tropicbird)
Lineage: Eukaryota; Metazoa; Chordata; Aves; Phaethontiformes; Phaethontidae
Gene: VPS4B
Product: vacuolar protein sorting 4 homolog B (S. cerevisiae)
Exons: 10
Biological process (GO): endosomal transport; vacuole organization
Molecular function (GO): ATP hydrolysis activity; ATP binding
Source: RefSeq, a predicted model, not a curated record
AGCAGAAAAACUGGUCGUCAAAAAACAGUCAGAGCAACAGCUUAAAAUGUCUCUUUGCUGAUGCAAAAUGCUUUCACACAGCACUUAAUUAUUUGCUUGUGUUACAGAAAGCAAUAGACCUUGCUAACAAGGCAGCGCAAGAAGAUAAAGCAGGAAACUAUGAGGAAGCCUUCCGCUUGUACCAACAUGCUGUGCAGUAUUUUCUCCAUGUUGUUAAAUAUGAAGCACAGGGUGAUAAAGCAAAACAGAGCAUUAGAAUGAAAUGUACAGAAUACUUGGACAGAGCAGAAAAGCUGAAAGAAUAUCUGAAAAAGAGAGAAAAAACUACACCAAAACCAGUUAAAGAGUCUGGUCCUACUGAUGGAAAAGGGAAUGACAGUGAUGGGGAAGGGGAGUCAGAGGACCCUGAAAAAAAGAAGCUACAGAAUCAACUUCAAGGAGCAAUUGUUAUGGAGCGACCAAAUGUAAAAUGGAGUGAUGUUGCUGGCCUCGAAGGUGCCAAAGAAGCACUUAAAGAAGCAGUGAUCUUGCCCAUUAAAUUUCCACACCUAUUUACAGGAAAGAGAACACCCUGGAGAGGGAUUCUCCUGUUUGGACCACCAGGAACAGGAAAGUCUUAUUUAGCAAAAGCUGUCGCAACAGAAGCAAACAACUCUACUUUCUUCUCAGUAUCUUCCUCUGACCUUGUCUCAAAGUGGUUAGGAGAAAGUGAAAAACUAGUGAAAAACUUGUUCCAACUUGCCAGAGAAAACAAACCUUCUAUUAUCUUCAUUGAUGAGAUAGAUUCCCUCUGCGGGUCAAGAAGUGAAAAUGAAAGUGAGGCUGCUAGACGGAUAAAAACAGAAUUUCUAGUCCAGAUGCAAGGCGUUGGUGUUGACAAUGAAGGAAUCUUAGUCUUAGGAGCGACAAACAUACCCUGGGUUUUGGAUUCUGCUAUCAGAAGAAGGUUUGAGAAGCGUAUCUAUAUUCCUUUACCUGAAGACCAUGCCAGGGCCGCAAUGUUCAAACUUCACCUUGGGUCAACGCCAAAUCUCCUAACAGAAUCAGAUUAUCGAGAGCUUGGAAAGAGAAGUGAUGGCUAUUCUGGUGCAGAUAUAAGCAUAAUUGUACGUGAUGCACUGAUGCAGCCUGUUAGAAAAGUGCAAUCAGCUACUCACUUUAAAAAAGUAAAAGGACCAUCAGUGUCUAAUCCAAAUACGAUGGUAGAUUUGUUCACCCCUUGCUCUCCAGGUGAUCCUGAAGCCAUAGAAAUGACAUGGAUGGAGGUUCCAGGUGAUAAAUUACUGGAACCUCAAGUUUCCAUGGCCGAUAUGCUCAGGUCACUAGGCAGCACAAAACCAACAGUUAAUGAACAGGACCUGGAGAAGUUAAAGAAGUUUACAGAAGACUUUGGUCAGGAAGGCUAAACCAAAGAUACAUGUGGAGCAUCAGAACUUUUUUUUGUUUUCUUAAGUAUUCUUCUUGUGUCUUUAUUGAUGAUGGCACUUCAAAUAAAAUCACUCCUUUCUUACUCUGCAGAAGGAAUAGAAGAUACCUUUGCAAAGUCCCUUAAGCUUUUGUAUUGUAUUGUUUUCCUCAGAUGUCUAUUAAAUGUCUUCUAUUGAAAAAUGAUAUGAAAAUACAAUUUUAGGGUGAGACAGCAAAGUGAUGUGGUAACACCUAUUAAAUACUAGAAAACUUUAAAUGAUUAGUUCAAUUUUAGGUAUUAUAUUAGACCUGGGUACAAGUAAGUUUUA